ACCAGCUCUUUCUCCUUUCUUCCUUCACGUUGAAAAAAUUAGUGAAAACAUUGUAUGUAUCUCGCGGUGAAACUGAAAUGAGUAGGUAGUAGGUACCUAUUUAUUUUUUCGCACUUGUGUGCAUAAAUUGAUUCAUCGAGAGAAUGGAAUUUUUUAAAAACAUCUGCGCGGAUGUUCUAAAACAAACAGAUGAUGCGUUCGAGCUCGCUUGUUCGCGAGACAAAUAUUUAGUUUUGGGAAAUAUUUCACGUAUUGUAACCAACAUCAAUAAUCGCGUACGAUGGCUACGCAGAAACCAGCAAUAAUAAAGUCGUCGAAAUGCAUUACGUUAUUGUAACUGAACUUGAAAGUUCGACGUUAGUGUAGUUUUAUCGAAAAAUUAUAGUUUUUACUAGAAUUUUUUAUUGUACUUGAAAGUUGAGGAAAAUGCAGUACAGCGUUUUAUCUGUGUUGAUGCUUAUCAGAUUGAUUUAUUCCGUGGCUGGCCAGAGUCCUCCACCACCUUCUAGCACUACUCCAACUCCUACUCCUGGUGGUACUACUCCAACUUCCACUACCGGUGGUCCUUCUACAACUUCUACGCCAGAUAGUUGCCCUAAUCCAAAUACCCCAAGCUCUACUACCCCUAGCCCAGGCUCCACUACGCCUAACCCAAGCUCUACUACUCCUGGCAGUACUUCUCCAACACCCACCCCUGGUUCUGGCGGAGGAACUGGCACCGAUAACAUGUCUUGUAUUAAGAACCUUCUUUCGUUAUGUGAAGCCUAUAGAUUCCAGUUCAAAAAAACCGCUAAUGAGUAUGGUUGUACUAUGUUCACAAAUACGUACAUUUACACGUUUCAUAUUAAUCUCGUGCUAACUGAUUCGGAAUGUGAUACCAUUAUGCAAUUGGAUACAAUGCGACAGAAAGUUAUGGGAUAUGGUAGUGGACAGCCAGGUGUUUCCACGCACGCGUUCAUCGAUGAUUCGUGUUGAUGUUAUUUUUUGGAUUGGAUCGUAGUACAUUAUAUUGGAUUAUUUUAUGGCAUAUUGAAAUAAUAAAUGUUUUUUGAAAGUGA
This is a messenger RNA of Planococcus citri (citrus mealybug), 1058 nucleotides long. RefSeq lists its product as uncharacterized. Bases 427 to 975 code for a protein of 182 amino acids. The transcript is spliced from 2 exons. The record is from RefSeq and is a predicted model, not a curated record. NCBI's taxonomy places the organism in Eukaryota, Metazoa, Arthropoda, Insecta, Hemiptera, Pseudococcidae.